Messenger RNA from Podarcis raffonei (Aeolian wall lizard), 10218 nucleotides. RefSeq names its product adenylate cyclase 9 (gene ADCY9). The transcript has 12 exons. The record is from RefSeq and is a predicted model, not a curated record. NCBI's taxonomy places the organism in Eukaryota, Metazoa, Chordata, Lepidosauria, Squamata, Lacertidae. Gene Ontology annotation, molecular function: adenylate cyclase activity. Gene Ontology annotation, biological process: intracellular signal transduction; cyclic nucleotide biosynthetic process; adenylate cyclase-activating G protein-coupled receptor signaling pathway. Bases 69 to 4376 code for a protein of 1435 amino acids.
AGCGGAGGGUCGGGCCCGCGCUGAGAGCCGCUGCCUAGGGAGAAGGGCGCGCUCGGAGGGCCGCGGCCAUGGCCUCGUCGUCGGCGUCGCCGCCCUCGGGCUCGUCGGCGCACCAGCAGCUCCUGCAGCAGCAGCCUCAGCCUCAGCGGCGCCGGCGGAGCACCGAGGUGAGCUGCGACUCGAGCAGCGGCGGCGGCGGCAGCGUCACUGUGAGGAUCUGCGCCCGGAGCCCCCCGGGGGCCCAGCCGGCCAAGGCCAGCAUCUCCUCCUCCAGCGGCAGCAGCUCGGGAGACGCGGCGGCGGCGGCGGCGGCCAGGAGGGCCCAGGCGGCGGCGGGCGGAGGGAGAGGCGGCCGGGGCAAGAAGAGAGACAAGGGCGGCGGCGGCGGCGGCGCCUUCGGCCUGGGGCUGGGCCUCGGGCUGGGCCUGGGCUCCCGGCGGCGCUCGACGCGGCUCCCGCAGCUGUUCGAGCGCGCCUCGGCGCAGUGGUGGAACCCCACGUUCGACUCGAGCAACCUGGAGGAGGCCUGCCGGGAGCGCUGCUUCCCGCAGACGCGGCGCCGCUUCCGCUACGCGCUCUCGUACCUGGGCGCGGCGGGGCUGCUGUGGGGCGGCUACUUCGCGCUGCGGCUGGGCCCCCCCGGCGGAGAAGGGCGGCGGCGGCAGGCCCCCUUCGUGGCGCCCGCGCUGGCCUUCCUGGCCGCCUGCCUCGCCUUCUUCGCCUUCACCUUCACGCGCGCCUACGGGCGCCACCCGGCGCGCACCUCGCUGGCCCUCGUGCUGCUCGUCUUCGCCAUCACGCUGGCGCCGCAGCUGCAGGCGCUGGGACCCCCGGCGGCGGAGGGGGGCCUGGACGAGUGGGGGGCUCCCGUCGGGCCCUCGCCGCCGUUGGGGCCCUGCCUGUCGCAGGUGGGCAGCUUCUCCAUGUGCAUCGAGGUGCUGCUGCUGCUCUACACCGUCAUGCACCUGCCCCUCUACCUGAGCUUCUUGCUGGGCCUCUCCUACUCGGUCCUCUUCGAGACUUUCGGUUACUACUUCCGCGAGGAGAGCUGCUUCUCGCCCUUUGGGGAGCGCCUCCUGGCCUGGGACCUGCUCAGCAAAGCCCUGCUGCACGUGUGCAUCCACGCCACCGGCAUCCACCUCUUCAUCAUGUCGGAAGUCCGGUCCAGAAGCACCUUCCUGAAGGUGGGGCAGUCCAUCAUGCACGGCAAAGACCUGGAGGUGGAAAAGGCCCUCAAGGAGAGGAUGAUCCAUUCUGUCAUGCCCAGGAUUAUUGCCGACGACCUGAUGAAGCAGGGGGACGACGAAAGCGAGAACUCCGUGAAGCGCCACUCCACCUCCAGCCCCAAAAACAAAAAGAAAAAGCCUUCUAUACAGAAAAACCCCAUCAUAUUCCGUCCUUUUAAAAUGCAGCAGAUAGAACAAGUCAGUAUUUUGUUUGCGGAUAUUGUGGGCUUCACAAAAAUGAGUGCCAACAAAUCUGCGCAUGCUCUGGUGGGACUUUUGAACGAUCUCUUUGGUCGCUUUGACCGCCUGUGCGAGGACACAAAAUGUGAGAAGAUAAGCACUUUGGGGGACUGUUACUACUGCGUGGCAGGGUGCCCUGAGCCCCGGGAGGACCAUGCUUAUUGCUGCAUCGAGAUGGGGCUGGGCAUGAUUAAAGCCAUUGAGCAGUUUUGUCAGGAAAAGAAAGAGAUGGUGAACAUGAGGGUUGGUGUUCACACUGGGACGGUCCUGUGUGGCAUUCUGGGGAUGAGAAGGUUCAAGUUCGAUGUGUGGUCCAAUGACGUCAACUUGGCCAACCUUAUGGAGCAACUGGGCGUGGCAGGAAAGGUCCAUAUUUCAGAAGCUACUGCAAAAUACUUAGAUGACCGCUAUGAAAUGGAGGAUGGAAAGGUGACUGAGCGUGUUGGUCAGAGUGUGGUUGUAGACCAGCUUAAAGGUUUGAAAACAUACCUGAUUUCUGGUUUGAAAGUGAAGGAGCCCCCCUGCAGCUGCUCACAGAUGCUGCUUCCAGGUCUAGAAGCAGGAGACAGAAGCAAGUUACAGGGAACCUCGUCAGCAGAGAAUGUUGGCAACUUAGCAAAAGGUUUCAGACAGUUGGAAAAAAACAAGACAUGCCCUUCAUGCAAUACUACAUUGGCAUCUGCUUCUGCUGCAAGUAUAGAGGAAGGAGCUAUCCAAAAUGGGGGCCAGGAUGAACGUAAAAACAGCACAAAGGGCCCUGGAGGAUGCAGUCCAAAGUCCCAGAAUGGUCUUCUAAGUCCUCCACAAGAGGAGAAGCUGAGCAACAGCCAAACAUCCCUUUAUGAAAUGUUGCAGGAGAAAGGAAGAUGGGUUGGCGUGAGCUUGGACCAGUCACCACUUCUGCCACUGCGCUUCAAAAACAUCAGGGAGAAAACGGACGCUCACUUUGUUGACGUGAUAAAAGAAGACAGCUUGAUGAAAGACUAUUUUUUUAAGCCGCCCAUUAACAGACUGAGCCUGAACUUCCUGGAUCAGGAAUUGGAGAUGAACUAUAGGAGCAGCUAUCAAGAAGAGGUUAUGAGGAACACCCCCGUGAAGACCUUCGCCAGUGCUACCUUUAGUUCACUUCUGGAUGUUUUGCUGUCCACAACAGUCUUCCUCAUCCUCUCUGUCACCUGCUUCCUGAAGCAUGGGAUGGCUGCAACUCCUCCCCCACCUGCAGCAGUGGUUGUGGUGGUCAUUGCCAUCCUGCUAGAGGUGCUGUCCCUUAUCGUCUCCAUUAGAAUGGUGUUCUUUCUGGAGGACGUAAUGGCUUGCACAAAACGGUUGUUGGAGGGGAUUGCCGGCUGGUUGCCGCGACACUUCAUUGGUGCCGUUUGGAUCUCUCUCCCCGCUGUCGCAGUCUUCUCACACUUCAGCUUGGAAUUUGAAACAAACAUUUAUUAUACCAUGUUUAUGUGUUCUGCAAUUCUCAUCACUAUUGUCCAGUACUGUAACUUCUGCCAGCUCAGCUCCUGGAUGAGAUCAUCUCUGGCCACUCUUGUUGGAGGAGUCUUGCUAGUUUUGCUGUGGGUGCCCCUGUGCCCUGACAGCUCUGUGGAGGAAUCAUAUAUUGAAUCAGUAAAGAACUUUAGUUUCAGCUCCAUGGAAAUCUUCAACUCUACACAGAACAUCAGCUCCACAGAAAUCUCCCAUCUUCAGUUAGAACAGAACUAUAGUUCCAUAAGGAAUCCAUGCUACCAAUCAACCUUGAAAGACUUCAGGAGGCCAGCAGACCUGAUUGGCCAUGAAGUGAUUCUGGGCUUCUUCCUUCUCCUCCUCCUGGUUUGGUUCUUAAACCGUGAGUUUGAAGUGAGCUACCGCCUGCAUUACCAUGGAGACGUGGAAGCCGACCUUCACCGCACCAAAAUCCAGAGCAUGAGGGACCAGGCGGACUGGCUGCUGCGGAAUAUCAUUCCCUACCACGUGGCGGAGCAGCUGAAAGUCUCACAGAGCUACUCCAAAAACCACGACAGUGGUGGCGUGAUCUUUGCCAGCAUCGUGAACUUCAGCGAGUUCUACGAGGAGAACUACGAAGGAGGCAAGGAGUGCUACCGAGUCCUGAACGAGCUGAUCGGGGACUUUGACGAGCUGCUGAGUAAGCCUGACUACAGCAACAUCGAGAAGAUCAAGACCAUCGGGGCCACGUAUAUGGCCGCCUCUGGCCUGAACACGUCCCAGUGCCAAGACAGCAACAGCCCGCACGGCCACUUGCAAACCCUCUUCGAAUUUGCCAAAGAAAUGAUGCGAGUGGUUGAUGACUUUAACAACAACAUGCUGUGGUUCAAUUUCAAACUGCGGAUUGGCUUCAACCACGGCCCCCUGACUGCCGGGGUCAUUGGCACCACCAAGCUCCUGUAUGAUAUUUGGGGUGACACUGUGAACAUCGCCAGCAGGAUGGACACGACCGGAGUGGAGUGUCGCAUCCAGGUGAGCGAAGAGAGCUACCGCAUCCUGAACAAAAUGGGGUAUGACUUUGAUUACAGGGGGACGGUGAACGUGAAGGGCAAGGGGCAGAUGAAGACCUUCCUGUACCCUAAGUGCAUGGACAACGGCAUCGUCCCCCACCACCAGUUAUCUAUAUCUCCAGACAUCCGUGUUCAAGUGGAUGGCAGCAUUGGGCGGUCUCCGACGGAUGAGAUCACCAACCUGGUGCCUUCUGUACAGAAUUUGGACAAGAUGCCCCACGUCUCGGACCAUAAUUUGGAGCUCAAGGGCGGGCUCCCCUCUUUCAAGAAUCUCCCAAAAGAGACAGUGAAGCCAGAGGAUGGGCGUAGGUUUGGUAAGUCUGUUGAGAAAAAUGACUGCAAAGAAGCAGGUCCCGGUGAGACCAGUGAGCUGACUAAGCUGAAUAACUCGCGGAGCGUAUGAUGCGCUGGAGUGGUCUGCUCUGUCUACAAGAACGCAGGUGCUCUCGGCAGGCUGUGUACUCCUGGAGGAGGGGGCAGGAGAGGGAGUGGCUGGACGGCUCUGUCAUCUGACUUCACUUUGCAAUGGGAUCCGAGGGGGUCACUGGUGUGCCAGGGCUUUUGUGCCUCUCUCACCCCCAGGUCCCCUUGGAACAGUCUUUCAGCUGAGAUGAGACAUCAAGUGCCUUCAGAUAGACUCUGCUGGACUCCUUGUCUAGGAACAGAGGCACAAAGUUGACCAUAUGUUUGAUGGAUAAGCCGUGGUUAUAUCAUUUUUAUUGUUUCUCACUGGCACUACUAUUUUGUUUUUGUUUUGCCUAUUAUGUUAAGCCUUUUGUAUGUAAACACAGACAAAUGCAUGUUUACCUGACUGACCCAAACAGCCACUAAGGGAAGAUGAUUUGAGGUGAGAGAGGAGUUGGCAGAGUUGCCCCCUGGGCAGCUGGAGGAGGAGGAGGAGCAGGGAGCUUGCCUUGGCAGUCCAGCACUUACCUGAAGUGAUCCGUGGGCUGUUCUGUUUGCCAUAAUCAGACUCAAGUGCCCUUGUGUGUUCUGGGACAUGUGGCCUCUUGCCAUUCACCCCACAGGCCUCUGCUGUGUGGGGAUUGGCGCUGGCUGCACAGUGCUCCAGCGGCAGAAGCGUGGCCAAUCUCAGCCUCAGGUGUUUCGGUUCUGACCUCUGCCAGGAGGGACUUCUGAGCAUUUGGGUGAAACGGUUUUCUCUCAAUCUGGUCAGGCCUAAGAGAAAGAUAAUAAAUGAUAGGGGAUUUUCUCCCUUCCUUUUUAUUCCUCCCUUCCCCCUUAAUUCUGUAUUUGAGGGGGCAGUAGGGAUUGUAAGCAGUGGUGCCAAUUGAAGGCAGGUGCCCAUUAAGCGUGUCUGCAUACUCAGUCCAGCCUUUCUUUAGGCACAGUUGGUGCCAACAGCACUCAAGCUGUCAGACGUGGCUGACUUAGCAGGGUUGGGGCACAUAUUUCGCCCUUAUUGUGUUUGCCCUUUGUGGGAGCUGGAAUGAGAAGUCUGUUCAGAGCUGAAAAGCACAAGAGUAGGGAGAUCAUAAGCCUUCAGCGCUUUAUUGUGUGGAUUCAGUCAGAAUGAACUCCCUUUGACAAUCUUUCCUUUUGCAUUUUCACUCCUGUUGUAUUACUGAAUGAAGAGUCAAACGUGUUUGACUCUUAAUGCAGCCAAAUUUUGUGAUUCACCUAAAGGUGAUGGAGCCAAGCAUAAAUCUGCCCCACAAAUACACAUGCAGAAUAAAGUAGGGGCUGUUCUACGUUUUUGCAAGUUUAGAAGACGUGAAAAGGGUUAAAGUACUUUAGGGUUAGAAAGUUUGUUGUUUCAUAGAAUACUUCCUCUUGCACUUUCUUAUCCUGCAACCUAAAUUGGUCCAGUAAAAAGCUAGCAUCUCCUGUGUUCUGACCUUUGGAGUGAAAUGGACAACUAUGACCAUUCUCAUCAGCUGGUCACUUCUGUUAUUUUGUUCACAUGCUAAUCUUCUUUAAAACUAAAGCCACACUCUCUUUCUUUUGGCUCAGUUGUUAAGAGCAUCCCUGGAAUUUAUGAUCAUAAAGGGGCUUUUGCUUGAUAGCACAUAGAAUACCUUUUCUGUGGGCCACUCUCUCUUCUGUAUGUCUCACAUUCCGACACCCUCACUGAGCAGCAUUGUAAUUCGUGCAUCUUUCGAUAAAAGCCUUUGGGGCUGAACCAAGACAGGGGUAGUGAAUUUCCAGUGCAGGCUGGGUCUAGGAGGACAAUGCUGCACGGUUCUCAAUAUGUAGUUAAAAACAAUCUUUCUUUCUUCAGCCCCAAGAACUGUACAGUACUAGCCUCCGCUGUGGCUGCAAGCCUAAGCACAUUUACUAGGUAGUAACUCCAGCGUAUGCAGUGGACUUAAUUGUGACUAAAAUGUGUAGGAGGAGGCUGUUCCUUGAGUUUGGCUUUCCAGAAGAUUAGUAUCAUUUUGUAAACUUCUCUUGCCUCAGUCAAAUCAAAGAAACCUUCAAAGGUAAUCGCCAGGAUUCUAGCUUCUGGUUUCUCAACUGAACUGCUGUUUUCUCCACAGCUGAGCUGAUUUAGUCCCAAGGUGUUUCCAGGCCAUCUGCAGCAUACAGAACAGAGCUGGGGUUCAACAAGAGCUAAAAGUCAGAAGAGGAAAGUUUAAGGACACUGAUAAUAGCCAGCAAGGAUGAUGGCUUGUGGCGGAUCUGGUCCUGUGAGCAUGAGAGGCUUUGGGGCCAGCUGUCUUAAUGUGUGACCUGCUUCUCUCAGUUGUGAGAAUUGUUGGAAACUUGCAGAUUUCUAGCCACAAGGAAUUUGGCUAUUUGCUUUUAUAAAAAGACUGCAAUUACUGCAUCUUGGGGGGAUGUUCCUGAGACCAGCUCUUUGCAGUGUAAAAAACGCUCAAAUGGUUGGAGUCUUUUAUUUUAUUUCUUUAAUUUGUGUAGGUGCUUCAGGCCCUUGGCAAAUGUAUCUUGCUCUCUGCCAGGCAGGUGAUGUCUUUAGUCAUAGGGCAGGGGUUGGCUUGCUCUUUCUCUGGCUGGGCACAUGAAAGGUAUGUUCAGCUUGAAUUUUAAAGGCUCUGAUUGGUGUCUGCUUCAUCCUGGAUGCUGAAAUAGCAGCAUCUCAGCUGCUCUUUGUGUGAAUUCAUGGGCUGCUCUCGGCAACAGGGUUACCUGCAGUGGGACGUUGCCUUCAAAGCACCUUGCAUAUCGUUGCUUUUUCACAUACCUCCCCAAAAGCAUUUUAUUUGCCAGGCAAAAUACGCAGAGGUAGUAGGGAGCUCUUCUGCUGCUUGCCUAUGGAACGGUCCCCGAAGGCUUGUUGCCUGUACUUUAGGCCUUGGUGGAUGCAGGGGUGGGGAACCUGAAGGAGCCCACCAGAUGUUGCUAGGCUCCAAUUCCCAUCACCCCUGCGCAUCGGCCAGGCUCGUUGCUGGGGCGGAUGGGAAUCCCAGCAGCAGCUGGAGGGCCACCGGUUCGUCACACCAUGCCUAAAAUUAUAGCAAUAAAACUGGAGCGCUACGUUGGUAGCAAUAAUGCAAGAUGAUUUACCUAGCGGUAAAUACACACGCCUGGUGAGGGAGCAAGUAGUGGCAUGCAAAGGAGGCAGUUGUUCCUUUGAAGAUCGGGCUGGACAUGAGCCAGGGAUGUCAUUUUGGGUUUUUUCAGCAGAAACCUUAUUUCCAGGGCUCUGGAACUAAUGAUGCUAAUUGACUUGGCACUAAAAGGACCUUGCUCACACCACAAACAGAUAUUUUAGCUAGAGUUGGGCUGGGAAGUGGGGUGGCAGAAGGAAAUAUCGGAGGGCGAAGGCAGGGGGAGGCGAGGUUUGCAGAAGCCUAGGUCUUCUGCUGCCAACUCCUUGGCAACAAAGUUUUGGGAUGCACAAGGAAGUGCUCCAAAGAGAGCAAGUUCUGUUCUCCUGCUGUGCUCCAAGGUCUCUGAAAGCAGUAAAUGAGGCUUUUUAUUCAACCUCACUCAUUGAGGCCUGCUUCAGUCCUACAGAAAUCAAUGAGACAAAGCACCUUUUAAGGACUAAAUAACUACUUAAUUAUUUAGAACUUACUUUCCGCUGACUAUAUAUAAAUAGAAACAAUGCACUUGGCUUCUUCUCCAAAGGCUCUUUUAACUUGUCACUGGAGGCUUGUUGCCAUUUGGCUUCCUAGCAGAGCCACAUGAUGAGAUCGGUGGCUUCCCUUUUUCUUCCACAGGAGCUGGAGGGGUGUCUCUGAGGGCUGGGUGUGCAAGGUGGAGGAAAGGGUGCCUGUGUGACUUUGGCCGCUCUUGGGAGCCCCACCCUCUCCUUGCCCCUCCUGUGAGCUGAAAGGCAGUGGCCACCAGCCCCUCCUCCUCCAUCUGCCCCACAUAGAGGCAGCAUUCUGGGCACUUAUUCCCACUCAGGUCCAGUUGGUGGGAGGAGGAGCUCUUGGUGUCCUGCUGAGUGUCCCACAGAGCUCUUUACUGCCUCUUCUCCAUUCUCUCCUCCCCCCAUCCCACGCUCCUCAUGCCUGUACCUGCAAUAUGCCCCAUCCCCCCACUUACCUGGGGAGAAGCAUCCUAAAGCAGAAAGCAUUUCUUCUAGGCACUUCCUGGGUCUCUGAGGCAUUAGCUUCUCCUCUUAGAAAUGAGCCUAAGGCUAGUGUAUCUUGCGUGUAAAUACUGGUUGGUUUAUGCACCGCAGCUGCACUCCUGCCUUCAUCUCUCUGACUUCAGCCGUUCUCCCACCUGGCCAGGCCAGCAUCCUGCUUCUGCAGUAGCCAUAGCCAAACAGGACUUCCUGGAAAUAUAGCAGCAAUGUAAACCAAGGGCUCCAAAGCAUCCCUUUGGGGCAGCAGCUUUAAGGUUGUUGCCUCAACGUCACGAGGACAAACAGAAGUAAUAAAAAGCCCAAAGCCUUAAUGAGAUGGGGGAGGGGAACUCCACCUAAACAAGCAGAGUGGCAGGCCUGUGGCGUUGUCUCCGCAGGACGACUCCCUCUGCCUCUGUCCAGGGUGCCCGUUCCUUGAGGUGCUGAAGGCUUUGGUCCCCUUCUAGGGCCACGGAGGCUGCACGCUCCCCUCUUCCCACCCUCCGGUUGCUGCCAUGGAGAGGGAGCCUGGCUCUUCACUUCUCAGGACCUGAUGAUUUAAAGCCAACUCCUUAUUUUGAUGGCAAUACCCUUCAGAAACUCUUAACUGGCCUGGGCUUUGCAUACUUGCAAAGAGCCGCUGGAAAGAAUCGGUCAGCAGGACAGGGCAAGUCCUGGGCCUGGGUCAGGUGCCGACUGAGCGGGAAAUGCUGGAAGCAGCUUUGCGGGUCCAAGGCCACCUCUGACUCUAUCUUCCUGGCUGACGCAAAGCAACCCUUUUGUUUCUUUAGCCCUCGGUGGGGAGGCUGGAGAGAGAGGCCUUCUGUUGGGCUGGUCCUUUGGAGCCUGACUUUCCCUUCUCAGAAAGCUCCUCCUGGUGGAGAACGAGAGUCCUCUGCAAACCAUCCAAGACGGUUCACACUGGUGUUCUUCACCAGCAGUAUCUACAGGGUUGUUUUAGACAUGUACGGUUGUAUUUUAAUGUGUAUUUAUAUUUUUAUUUGGUUUUGAGAUAAUGCUGUUACUGGCCCUGAGGCUUUGUGUUGAAUAAACUACUAGUUACUGGGGGGGGGGGGAGAAGGGUGCCAGCCUUUAGGCAGCCUAUGCAACACUAUUUCAGUAUUUGAUAUGCACAAACGAGCCUCCCCUAUUUUUCAUCAUUUUAGCCUGGUGUGCUGAGAAACUUGGGAGAGGCAAAAGAUGAAAGCAACUUGAAACUCCUUUCAUUUUGUGAAAAAACACACACCACAGUAUUGUCCUUCAGGUGCCUAUCAGCUCCUGGUCUGCCUUGAAGAAGGGCUUUCCUGGAAUAUUGCCUCCAUUCAGUAUUGGUGUCAAUGGGGAAAUGCCCCAAAUUCUGUCCUUGCGGGCGCAGGUGUGAGCAGAAAACCAUCCAGCUUUCUCCUCCUUUUUCUGCGUCCACUACUCUGGUUGACAUUGUCUUGCCCUCCCUGCAGAAAGGAAGAGCAGGCCCCUCCCCACACCAGGCGAGGAGGAGGAGGAGGAGGAGGAGGAGGCAGUGGCUUCACAGAGUUUUGCUUGCUGGGAGUGCCAAAGGCCGUCCUUCACUACAGUAGCUUAACUGUAAAUAGCCUGCAUACGUCUGGCUCUAAAGACACACACACACACACACAAAAGUAUGUGUGGAAUACUAUAUGUAUAUAGAAGGUAAAUAUACACAUUCACUUUGACUUGUUACUGCAGAUCUGUAAUCAAUUGUAUAUUAAACGGUUUUCCUGUA